Messenger RNA from Diabrotica virgifera virgifera (western corn rootworm), 9944 nucleotides. Its product is annotated as SPRY domain-containing protein 7. Gene Ontology annotation, molecular function: protein binding. Bases 31 to 654 code for a protein of 207 amino acids. The transcript has 4 exons. The record is from RefSeq and is a predicted model, not a curated record. NCBI's taxonomy places the organism in Eukaryota, Metazoa, Arthropoda, Insecta, Coleoptera, Chrysomelidae.
AAUGAAUUUUGUAAAGUAAAAUAAAUAAAUAUGUCAUCCGUAUCGGUAUUUUGUUGUUUAAAAGGAUGUUUAGAUAAUUUUACGUUCCAUCCGACAGUGCCUCACGUACCAAGAGACAAUCCAAUUCAAUUGGACACAGCUUUUAUGGGAUAUGAAGUAGUUGUUGUAAAAGGUGGUUUGCGACUGUGUGGUUCGGGAGCAGUAUUAGGAAAUGCCCCUUUGGUUCAAUCAAAAUCAUACUUCGAAGUUAAGGUUCAGCAAAACGGCACAUGGGCUGUAGGUCUUGCCACUAGACAAACUGAUGUCAGUUUGACACAAGGUGGUCAAGAUGAAUUUUCUUGGGCUCUAGGUAGUGACCACAUAAUUCGCCAUAAAAAACAAGAACUACAUAAAAUAAGCUUCCCUGGGUCUCCUGAUGAAGGAAUAAAUCAGAUCAUAGAGGGUGAUAUAAUAGGAGUGGCGUUUGACCAUCUUCAGUUAAAAUUUUUCAUCAAUGGAAAGGAAGUGGACUAUGCAGUCAGUAAUAUUAAGGGAACUGUUUACCCAGCUUUGUAUGUUGAUGAUGGAGCUAUAUUAGACAUAAUUUUGGACAACUUUAACCAUCCACCUCCAUCUGGGUUUGAAAAAAUUAUGUUAGAACAAUCACUUCUUUAAUAUAUACAUUUUUUAGUUAAGAUCUAUACGUAAAUAUGAACAAAUUUUAUUUAUUUUAUAAAGAUAGCUUUAUUUUUUAUAUAAGUGUUUAAAGACCAUUUUUGUAGUAUUCUGAAUACAAAAAGUAUGUUAUACUUUUUAUUAUUAUGUCAAUGACAUCACAGUUACAAAAUAGGUAGCAUUGUCCAAUGGUACAUUCGUAUUUCUAUCUCAUGAUUUAAUGUCAACUGUCUCUAUUAUACUGAUACUUUGUAUAUUUUAGAAAGACUCUCUUAUCUUAUUAGAUACAAUUGAAGCCGGCUAAAGGUGCUAUUUUUUGGCGGAAAAAAUAAGGGGGCAAGAAUUUGAAAAUUAUACUUGACUGAAUAUAAGAAAAUUUUGAAAGAUCUCGGUUAUGUUAGCUUUAUUUAUGAUUUUUUCAUGGCAUAAUAAGGUUUGGGACUUGAUCUAUUAACUUUAUCUUAAAAAUCAAGCAAAACGAUUGCUUUAUGCCAAAACAAUUACAAAACUUUUUACAAAUUACAAUGUCAAACUUAUUAUAAUAGAGCCAGUUAAGAGGCUACAGUAGCGAUCGAUAGGUAGCAACAAACGCGGUCCAAGAUUGCGGCUGUAAUUUUGAAUAUUUUUUCGAGAUAUUUGGCACACGUAUUCGUAAUAUAAUAAAGAAUGGCGGUACAGAGCCCAGUUUGAAAAAUAUAUUAAUAUGUGGAAAUUACUCUGUAAUUAAAUACAAUAUUAAAAAAACGAGCCUGUACCGCCAUUAAGAAGAACAAAAAAAUACUUUUUUCUUCAAAUAAACUUUUUUAUCCCAUUCGUAGAUUUUGUGUCAUUUUGGACCUACUAAAAUUUUUAAUUUCUAACAAGAAAUCGAACAUAUUUAUUAUACCUAAUAACUAAUUAGGCAGCAGAGAAAUUGUCACUGUCAUUUUGACAAACCUGCGUCAGAUUUUCUCUUAUCUCUUCUGUUAUCUUUAUCGAUAUCUGUUCAGUGCAGUAGUGUUUAUUUAUAGUUACUUUAUUAUAUUUUUGUGUAAUAGAACGAAGUUGUUGGCCUAUUUGAAAAAAUAGAUUAUUAUUAAUUGUGAGUUUUAGUUAUUUGUAGGUAGGUAAGUAUAUUUUACAUAAAAAUAUUUCGAAUUCUAAUGAGAGUAUAUAAAGUCUGAGUGCCUUUGGCACUCUAUGAACUAAAUAAAAUAAGACGGCUCUUGUUUCGCUUCACAACGAAAUGAUUAUUUAUUAUUAUUAUUUCGUGCAAAUACCUAUGUUAACAUAAAAUUUUCACCCAUUUUGGUUUAUUUUUAUAAAUAUUUAUUUACUAAUAACAAAAUUGCUUUCUAUUACUUCCAUUUAGCGCGCCUAUGAGUAUAAUUGUCAAAAUAUUGAUCUUAGAUCAUGUCAAAAAUUACCACUGUUGCCAAAGUUUCGCAGACCUUACGAAAAAAGGUAUGAUACUAUCUCCCGAAGUUAUAUUGAUGAUGCGCUACUGUAUGCUCUUAACUUUAAAUCAUCAGAUAUUAAUUUGUUUUGUUUCCUCAACAGCAAAACGACAUUUUUCCUUUUAUUUGUUAUUUAUGUAUUCGUUAUAGCUGAGUUUUUUAUAUUUAUUCUAGCAUUCACAAAAGCUUUUGACUAAAACUGAGGGUAUUCCGAAUGCCAGCAAUUAUUUUAUUUUUUUAUUACAUUUAUUUGUUCAUUAAAUAAUGUAAAGAAUCUUUUAUGUAAGCUCAAUUUUGAGAAUCUUGACUGUAUAAUAGUUUAUCUUAGUUUAAGGCCUUUAACCGAUUAAAUAUGUAUAGAUGUACAUUUUUAACAUAUUUGUAUAUAAUAAUAGAUAUUGUCUAAAUAUUUAUAUAUCGAAAAUAAUAAUGAUCUUAUAUAUUAUACUGGGUGAUCGCUAUAAAUUUUUGGUGGUAUAAUAUAGAAAAAUAACGGCAAAUUCUACGCAAUUUGCUAUUAUCCCUAUGCGGGGUCUGCUUCGUCUUUCUCCAAGUGUUAUCUUGGCUCAUAUCAAUAUUAACCGCAGAACAAUGUCUUCACAAACGUGUCCUACCUAAACUGCUCCCACAAAGUUUUCUUUGGUCUUUCUCUCAUACUGCCUACUACUUACUCCAGGAAAAUUUAGCAAUUAUUUUAUACUGAUAACCAUCUUAACAUAGGCUUAAUAAUUUUGGCUUCAAUUAGUACUAGCCCUGGACUUCAGGUAAUAUUUUAUACCAUUCUUAAUUUUAUCCUAUAUAUUGGCAAAUACAGUUUGUUCUACUGGUAUUGGCCUAUUUGGAAAAGCUGUAAUAAAUAAAUCAAUAGUUUCUUGUACAGAAUGGUCCCUAAAGUAUCACUUUAUUAUUUGUAUUUUUUCUCAAAUAAAUUAGAGAUCUUAUUUUAAACAGUGUUAAAUUUGAUCGGGUAUAUCGCUCGGUAUAACGCUUCAUUGUGGGCGUUGAUGUAGGAUGUGGAAGGGUGACUAGGGGGAAAUAUGAUUUUGAUCUGUCUUUUAAGUGGAAAUAAAAUGAUAGUAUCUCUAAUUUAGUAAUAUUAUUUUUUUAUUUAUUAAGCUUAACUGCUCAACAGAACUUGUAAGCCUAGGGCUAAAACGUUCACAUUUUUGAUUACAUUUUAUUUUAGUCUUAUAAAUUUUAUUUAAUUACACUUGUCUCUUUAUACACUCCUUCACCACCUCCCUCCAUCUCAAUAUGUCCAAUGCUAGUUGUUUCCAUAUCUCAAUGUUACUUUUCUUCAGGUCUUCGUACACACUAUCCUUCCAUCUUUUUUCUUGGUCUGCCUUUCCUUCUCUUUUGUAUUGGCCUUCGGGAGAGUAUCAUUUUUGGCAUUCUUUUACUUCCCAUUCUUUCGAUAUGCCCCAAAUAUCGUAUUCUCUGUGCUUUGAUCGUUGUCGUUAUCGUUGGCUCUACAGUACUUCCAAUUCUUUAUUGGUUCUUUUCCACUGACCUUCUAUUUUCACACCUCCAUAUAUUGCUCUUUGCAUUUUUCUCUCCCAUCUUUCUAAAAAGUAUGUUUGUGACUUUUUCAACACCCAUGUUUCGCAUGCGUAUGUUACUGUAGGUCUGAUAACAGUCUUAUAAAUUCUGAUUUUUGUUUUUCUUGAUUGAUUAAUUUAGUAAUAAGAAAUACAUUAGACUCUAAUGUAUUUGGUAAUACUAACUAUAACUUUUUUCCGUAUCUGAACAACUUAUGGAUCGCACAAGUAAUGGAAAGGACCCCGCAGAAACUUUAUGGGAAAUGGCUCUCUGUCAAAUGCUCUGAAACUUUUUGUUCUGGUAGUCCUUGAUGUGUAAAUCAAAUCAAAAGACUCAAUGGGCGCAUAGCUCCAAAAAAUCAUGGUUUUAAGAUAUAAGCCUCCGAAGUUAUAGGUACAGUAAGGACGUUUGAGUUGGAAUAAAUUCAUUUUCUUGAGAAUGGGUGACUCUGGAGAUAAAUUACAAAUCACGUGUGCCACAAAUGGCGCAAUCCAUGAUUUUUUUAAAUAAGAAUAAUGGUCGUGUGAUAGCUCAUUUAAAAGGUUAUUCAAUUAUCUAUUCAAUAAUAUAAACAUUAACAUAAUUAUUUAUACAGGGUGCCCAAAAAAUUUUUUUGGAUUAAAUUAAUUGAGACAAAAAGAAGAAUGUAUAUAAUUUAUUUAAUUCGAAAUACUUUUUACUGUUGUCCGAAACCAGAAAAAAUGUUUAUUUGAUAAAUAAAUAUUGUUUUUCGCUUAAAUUCAAUAUUAAAGCUACCACCCACCUGUCUCUUAGCAGUUUGAACAUUUAAUUUAAGCGAAAGGGGUCGUGUGAUAGCUUAUUUGAAAAGUUAUUUAAUUCUCUAUUCACUAAUAUAAACACUAACAUAAUUAUUUGUACAGGGUGCCCAAAUUUUUCUUUUUAAUUAAAUUGAGACAAAAGGAAGAAUGUAUAUAAUUUAUUUAAUUCGAAAUACAUUUUACUGCUGUCAGAAAACAGAAAACAUGUUAAUUUGAAAAAUAAACAUUGCUUUUCGCUUAAAUUAAAUGUUCAAACUGCUAAGAGGCAGGUGGGUGGCAGCUUUAAUAUUGAAUUUAAGCGAAAAAUAAUAUUAAUUUAUCGAAUAAACAUUUUUUCCUGUUUUCGAACAACAGUAAAAUGUAUUUCGAAUUAAAUAAAUUAUAUACAUUCUUCUUUUUGUCUCAAUUAAUUUAAUAAAAAAAAUUUUUUGGGCACCCUGUAUAAAUAAUUAUGUUAAUGUUUAUAUUAUUGAAUAGAGAAUUGAAUAAUCUUUCAAAUGAGCUAUCACACGACCCCUAUUCUUAUUUAAAAAAAUCAUCGAUUGCACCAUCACGCCCAGAUGGAUGACAUCACUAGUAUGAGAUAUAUGUCAAAAAAUUAUAGUUUAAAAAUAAAAAUCGACCUGAUUUGUAAUUUAUCGCCAGAGUCGCCCAUUCUCGAGAAAAUGAAUUUAUUCAAAGUCAAACGUCCUCACUGUACCUACAACUACAGAAGCUUAUAGCUUAACACCAUGAUUUUUUGGAGCUAUGCGCCCAUUGAGUCUUUUGUUCUACACAUCAAGGACUGCCAGAACCCAAAGUUUCAGAGCAUUUGACAGAGAGCCAUUUCCCAUAAGGUUUCUGCGGGGUCCUUUGUGAAGCUUGUCAUAAUUGUGGCCAUUUUUGAAUGUUCCGAAUUUGUGACUAUAUUUGUCACAUAAUCCAUUGUAAAAAUUAAUUUAUAUUUAAAUCUAUAAAUUAUGGCUACAAUAAUUAUUUGUACAAAGUGUGUUAAUAAGUAUCCUAAAUAUAGUUGAAUCAAAAUUAAACUUAUUAAAGUAAAAAUAGCUUAAACAAAAGCAAAUCUAAAUAAAUACUCCAUAUAAUCUUUAGUAAAUAAAUAAUUUCACCUCUUUACUGUGAAAGAGUGCUCUUUCUUCCAUUGUAUAUUUGUUUGUGGUUGCUAGGACCUUACCUUAAAAUUUUCAAGUGUGCCGUAAAUCAUCUUCAUCAUUCAGAACAUUAAUAAGAUUCAUAAUAUUCAGGAUGCUUAUUCGUUCCGUGCAUUACUGACCCUAGCGUCGUCACCUGACAUUUUUGGCGAUAAUUUUGAAGUUAAGCAUACGAUAAAUUAAAAAAAAUUUAAAUCAAACAUAAAAUCCUUCCUCCCUAUAACAUUUGCUACCUUUUGUCAUUAAAUAAUAAAACCGUAUAUGACUAUUUAACAGAAUUUAUUUCAAAAAGUAACCUUAACUUGUGAGAGCACAGUUAAACUAGUAACCUUUGUUUUACCCCAUUUGUUUAAAACCUUCUUUCCGUGACCCAGUCUAGUUUGUGUAUUAAUUUAAUGUCUUGAUGGGUCCCUAGACGAGAAGCGAGUAACCAUGUGUAUUCCUUACUGAUAAUCAAAUAGGUAUUGUGAUAAUUACUUUCUUUUCUUUGCUUUAGGAAGAACUUAAAAAGUUGUGACUGGCUGAAUGGCAAAAGCCUAUGCCAAAAAAAGUAUACGAUAAAUACAUAUUGUGAAGUUGCAAAUUAUUAAUAAUAAGAUUUUAAACUAUAUUUUUCCAAUUUAUGUAUAAAAUGGAUGUAGUAUUAAGAACCGAGUUCCUAAAAAUUCAUCACAAUAUAUCUUUUCAGCCCCAAACGGAACAAAAAGGGAAAAAUCUAUUCUAGUUUUUAAACCAGGAGGAGUAGUUCAAAUUUACCGCGCUUUAAUGGUUGUUUGUAAUUGGUCCAACCGCAGGCAAGUUUACUCCACUAAAUUAUGGAAUUUUAACACUAUUGACUUUUAAAUUUCUUAGGUUAAUUAAUUCUAUCGGCCAUUUUUUGUGAUUUCUGAGUUAUUUCUUUAAUAUUUUUUCGAACUUUUAAAUCGAAUUUGCAAAUUUGUAUUAGUCUUAUAAGUUGUCCGAUACUGAUUACUGGAUUACCGUCGACAUGAUCAACAAAAAGAAAAGAUAAAUCUGGGGAUCUUUAUAGUGACAUUAUUUGGUGUGAAUCUGUUUUUUGAGUUUAUUCCUCCUAGUUUAAAUUUUUUCUCUAAUCUAUUUGUCAUUACUGGAGAUCUAUACAGGUGUCCCCGAAAAUAUUGCGUUCCUUAAAUGAAGAGCAAAAAAGUCUUAUUACAUUUUUGUCUAAAUUCAACCGUUUGGCCAAAAAACCAAAAUACAUUUUGGUAUGCAAAUUGAAAUACAUAUGGCAACUAUGUAUACAAAAAUCUAAAGAUAGACAGUCACAAUUCAAAAAUUUACAGUUUUAGCUGGUAGUAAAGUAAUAAUAAUAAAUCAUGUAAAUAUCGAGGGAAACCUCAUUUUCGACAUGGGCCUUUAGUAUUUACAUUAAACCCUGUCUUCCUCCUCAACAAACAAACAAAUUCUUGUUUUGUUUGAUUUUCAAACAUGGGGUGGUAUGGUUUUAAAUCAACAUUUCAAGCACAUUUUUGUGAUUUUUUUUUAACUACAGUACGUUUAUUACACAUUAAAACAAGAAAUAAUUAUUUUGCAGGUGACCUACAUAUCUGGCGUCAACAACCUAAAAAUCGCACCUCAAAUAGUAAAUAAACAAAGAGUUCCAUUAUGUUAAAAGUCACAAACAGUUCUUGUACAGUGAUGCCAGAUUAUUUAAUUUUAUGAAAAUAACAGUUCACUUAUAUGGAAAACAAUUUUUUAAUAUCGGAGAGGACCACAAAAAAAUCAAGUGGUGGAUGCUAAAAGAUGAGAAAGAGGUCAUUUAGGGAAAGAAUAGUAGAGAAAAUAUGUUGGAACAUGAAAGGAAGCCCUACUACAAUUUGGAGAAAAAUGGCCAGUAGUAUUAGAGAUACUGCUAUUGAAAUACUGGGGAAAACAUCAGGAAAAAAGUUUGAGAAUAAAGAGACUUGGUGGUGGUCAAACGAAGUUUAAGGAAAAAUAAAAGAGAAGGGAAAAUUAUAUAAAAAGUGGCAAGAAACCAGAUCCAAUACAGAUCUUCAAAACUAUAUGGUCGCGAAAGUAGCAGUAGCAAAAGCUAAAGCAGAAGCGUAUUCAAACCUAUACGAUCAACUUGAUACCAGGGAAGGCGAAACGAAGAUAUAUAAAUAGCCAAACAGAAAGCAAAAGAUUUUUAAUCACAGAUCCGAGAUGAAAAUAAUAAAAUACUAGUUCACGAAAAGGAUGUCAAAAAGAGAUGGAGAAAGUACUUUGACAGCUUAUUAAAUGAAGAAUUUGACAGACAGCCUGUGGAGUCAACGGAGACAGUAGCAGCAAUGGUCACCAAAAUAACAAACGUGGAAGUGGCUCAAGCGCUUCAAAAAAGUAAAUAAAGGAAAAGCGGUAGGACCAGAUGAUAUUCCUGGGAAGUAUGGAAAGCAUUGGGAGAGACAGGAACAAGGUGGCUAGCAGGUUUAUUUAAUAGAAUUAUGGAAGUUGGACAAAUGCCAGACGAAUGGAGAAGCAGUAUACUAGUACCUGUCUACAAAAACAAGGGAGAUAUACAGCAGUGUACAAACUACAGGGCUAUAAAACUGCUUAGGCUACGGCUCCACGGGCGAGAAAUUGACGCUAGCAGUAGCCGUAAAACGAACUUAAGGUUCCGCGGAACGGAAUAGGAAUAGCCGAACUGCACCGACUACAGGACUUGUGCGUAGUCGGUUCAGUUCGGCUAUUCCUAUUCCGUUCCGCGGAACCUUAAGUUCGUUUUACGGCUACUGCUAGCGUCAAUUUCUCGCCCGUGGAGCCGUAGCCUUAGCCACACCAUGAAAAUAUGGGAGAGAGUAAUUGAUAGACGGAUACGUGAAGAGACCGACAUAUCCGAGAAUCAAUUUGGCUUUAUGCAGGGCAGAUCAACAACAGACGCAAUUUUCAUUAUAAGGCAGUUGAUGGAAAAAUACAGGAGUAAAGAAACAAACGCUCAUAUGGUAUUCAUUGAUCUUGAGAAAGCAUAUGAUAGAGUUCCUCGAGAGAUUCUGUGGUGGGCACUCAAUAAGAAAGGAGUCCCUGGUGCAUAUGUAAAGAUUGUGAGGGAUAUGUAUGAGGGAGUAACGACUAGUGUUAGGACAGGUGUGGGAGAGACUGAUAAAUUUCAUGUGAAAGUAGGAUUGCACCAAGGCUCGGUGCUUAGUCCGUAUUUUAUUCUUAUUAGUUUUGGACCAGAUAACAGCGAAACUACAGGGUAACAUUCCAUGGUGCUUAAUGUAUGCUGAUGAUGUGUUAGUAGGAAAUAGUAAAAGAGACUUAGAACAAAAACUGGAACAGUGGACACGAGCUCUGGAGGAAAAAGGUUUAAAAUUUAAGAGUAUUUGGAAUGUUCAUUUAAAGAUGGAGUUACUACAAAUAAAAUGGUAUCUUUGGAUGGUGAACUGAUUGUAAAAAGCAAUAGUUUUAAGUACCUGGGAUCGGUAAUACAGAGUAAUGGAGAAAUAGAUGGAGAUGCAUGCAGUAGAAUUAGGGCUGGAUGGAUGAAGUGGAAGGAAGCGAGUGGUGUGUUGUGUGACAGAAAAGUUCCAAUGAAGCUGAAAGGAAAAUUCUAUAAAACAGCCAUGUACGGAACUGAAUGUUGGGCAGUGAAAAAGAAAGAAGAACAACGAAUGCAUGUGGCCGAAAUGAGAAUGCUUAGAUGGAUGAGUGGAGUGACAAGAAAGGAUAAAAUUAAAAAUGAGUAUAUUGUGUGGCACCAAUUGAUGCCAAAUGAGAGAGCAUAGGUUGAGAUGGUUUGGUCAUGUUCAACGUCGAGACAAUCAUCCAAUACGAAGAGUAGCUGAGGUGCAGAUUCCUGGAAGGAGUAGGAGAGGAAGACCAAAGAAGACGUGGGGGGAGACGAUUAGGCAGGACAUGUUGAUAAAGGGGAUUAAUAUUGAUAUGACUCGGUAUAGAAUUCUGUGGAGAAAUGCAAUUAGGGAAGCCGACCCCGCAUAGGGAUAAGGCAAAGAGAAUGAUGAUGAUUAUAUGGAGAACAAUGUAUUUUUUUUUUGGAAACGGUUAACUUUAGAAAAAAAUGUUAUAGGACUUUUUUGUUCUACAUUGUGUAUUAUAUCCAUACCUUAAAGGAACGCACUAUUUUCAGGGACACCCUGUAUAAAUUACGCUUACUUUUUUGGCUGUUAUUAGCAUAAUUAAAUACUUACGCAACAUUUAUUUACCCUUUUUGAUAAUGACACUGAUAUUACAAAAAAUCGCCAAAAUUGUCAUAUUUCGCCGCUACGGACGCUGGCAUCGUUGCGUGUAUCCCCACCAUGGUCACGAACGGAGCGAAUAGCUCUAUGUCAGGAAUUUUGGCUUUGAGGAUUUCAAUAAUAAAACAAAAACUUUGUAAAAACUAUUAUAUUUCUUCAUGCAAAAUAAAUACACAUGUAUAUACCUGA